This is a messenger RNA of Lactuca saligna, 294 nucleotides long. The record is from the annotation of a GenBank genome assembly. Lineage: Eukaryota; Viridiplantae; Streptophyta; Magnoliopsida; Asterales; Asteraceae.
AUGCUCGUCGUCGCCAUCACCACCAGAGCACCGACGGAUGGUGCUGCUCUUGCUCUUGAUUCAUGGUACGUCACCACCACUACCGGAGAUGAGAUUAGGACCGAUGAGGUAGUCGUGAGAGAAUUCGGUCGCGUUUGCGACUGUUGGGGUUUGUCGUUGUUACAACCGCAGUGUAGCUAUUCUCCCGUGAAGUUGUUGCCGAUCGUCAUGAGUCAUGACUCCCACCUACUGCCAGCGCUGCUGCCAUUUGCAAGUUCAGCCAACCGCAACCAUCGUGCGCCGCUAGGUGGGUAG